Messenger RNA from Hirsutella rhossiliensis, 348 nucleotides. RefSeq lists its product as uncharacterized. Bases 1 to 348 code for a protein of 115 amino acids. The transcript is spliced from 2 exons. NCBI's taxonomy places the organism in Eukaryota, Fungi, Ascomycota, Sordariomycetes, Hypocreales, Ophiocordycipitaceae. The record is from RefSeq and is a predicted model, not a curated record.
AUGACUGAACCCCCUAAAACCCCAAGACAGGUCGAUCACGACGCGGCCGCCAAGACGGACGAGGACAAGGCCAUCCUCCGGGAACUGCAGCGAGAGCUCGGGCGCCUGGAUCCCGACAUGUCCAUGGAGGACACCGCAUGGCUCGAGUCCCAAGCCGGGCCCGCCGAGCUCGCCCGGGUCCUAGACGGCGAACAGGAGUUCCGUUCUUUGUCCAAGGAGGAGCAGAAUGCGAUCAUACGAUCCGGCGACGGGUGUCUCAACACGCUACUUGGAGAGGCUGCCGCCGGCACACCCCCGGUCGCCGGUGGUCGGGCCGCGGACCUGGUCGGCUCAGCGGACCAUGCAUGA